AUGUCUUCACCACCCCCUCCUGCGGAAGAUACAUCGACGAUGGAUGUCGACGCCGAGAUGGCAGACAAUACACAAGAGACGGCGGCGGAAGGGUCCUCGACGCAACGGAACCACCUGGAGGCCUCAUCAGGCACCCUAGACAACGAGUUCACCCAGUCGGAAACGCAGCCUACGGCGACAACGUCCGCGGGAGCAGCUUCGCAGCAGAAUCGCAAGGACAUCACGCUCAGAGAGUUCCUCAGCAAGAUGGACGAUUACGCUCCGAUUAUCCCUGAUGCCGUAACGUCGCAUUACCUCACACUCGCUGGACUUCCUCCGCCAUCACCGCAUGACCCAAGCGGCGCAAGCACGAACAGCACGCCUCUCCCUCUUGCCCGACUGUUGGCGCUCGCGACACAGAAGUUCGUCGCCGACGUAGCCGCCGACGCGUACCAGUACAGCCGGAUCCGAGCGGGCAAUUCUGCCGCGGCGAGCAAUGCCCUCGGCAACGCCGCGAUGGGGGCGGGCGCCGCCGGCCAGGGUUCGUUCGGUGGUUCUGGUGCGGCCGGCGGAGGGGCCGGAGGAAAGGGCCAACAAGCGGCACAACUGGGCGUGCAGAGAAGCGGUUACGGCGGCGGCGGUCAGGGAGGGUCCGGACAGGGCCGGGCGGUGUUGACCAUGGAAGACCUCGGUAUGGCGGUCCAAGAGUACGGGGUCAAUCUCAAGAGAGGAGAGUUCUACCGAUAA
Exophiala spinifera is the source of this 726-nucleotide messenger RNA. RefSeq lists its product as uncharacterized. The coding region runs from base 1 to 726 and encodes 241 amino acids. The transcript is spliced from 2 exons. Gene Ontology annotation, cellular component: transcription factor TFIID complex; SAGA complex; nucleus. Lineage: Eukaryota; Fungi; Ascomycota; Eurotiomycetes; Chaetothyriales; Herpotrichiellaceae. The record is from RefSeq and is a predicted model, not a curated record. Gene Ontology annotation, biological process: transcription initiation at RNA polymerase II promoter. Gene Ontology annotation, molecular function: RNA polymerase II general transcription initiation factor activity; promoter-specific chromatin binding.